Mirounga angustirostris (Northern elephant seal) is the source of this 2051-nucleotide messenger RNA. RefSeq names its product sorting nexin 32 (gene SNX32). Gene Ontology annotation, molecular function: phosphatidylinositol binding. Gene Ontology annotation, biological process: retrograde transport, endosome to Golgi. Gene Ontology annotation, cellular component: endosome. The transcript is spliced from 11 exons. The coding region runs from base 98 to 1435 and encodes 445 amino acids. The record is from RefSeq and is a predicted model, not a curated record. Lineage: Eukaryota; Metazoa; Chordata; Mammalia; Carnivora; Phocidae.
GCGUGCCUCGGGCGAGUUACCGGGGACGAAGCUGCGGGAGCGCGCGGGCAGCGGCCCGCCGCGGAAUACUUGUGUGCUGCGGCCAAGAAGAAGGGUGAUGGAGGGGCGUCAAGAGGCUGGGAAGGAGAGCAAGCCCUCCUCCGUAUCAGUGGACCUGCAGGGAGACAGCUCCUUACAGGUGGAGAUCUCUGAUGCAGUGAGCGAGCGGGACAAGGUGAAAUUCACCGUUCAAACCAAGAGCUGCCUCCCUCACUUCGCCCAGACGGAGUUCUCAGUCGUGCGACAGCAUGAGGAGUUCAUCUGGCUACACGACGCCUAUGUGGAAAAUGAGGAGUACGCCGGCCUCAUCAUCCCCCCAGCCCCUCCAAGGCCAGACUUUGAGGCUUCGAGGGAAAAGCUGCAGAAGUUGGGUGAGGGUGACAGCUCCAUCACGCGGGAAGAGUUUGCCAAAAUGAAGCAGGAGCUGGAAGCGGAGUACCUGGCUAUCUUUAAGAAGACAGUUGCAAUGCACGAGGUCUUUCUGCAGCGCCUGGCGGCCCACCCGACCCUGCGUCGAGACCACAACUUCUUUGUCUUUUUGGAAUAUGGCCAGGAUCUGAGUGUCCGAGGAAAGAACAGGAAGGAGCUUCUUGGAGGAUUUCUGAGGAAUAUUGUGAAGUCUGCAGAUGAAGCCCUUAUCACCAGCAUGUCAGGGCUAAAGGAGGUGGAUGACUUCUUCGAGCAUGAGAGGACCUUCCUGCUGGAGUACCACACCCGCAUCCGGGAUGCCUGCCUGCGGGCAGACCGUGUCAUGCACUCCCACAAGUGCCUGGCAGAUGAUUUUAUCCCUCUCUCUGCUGCACUGAAUAGUCUGGGAACACAGGAAGUCAACCAGCUAAAGACAAGCUGGAGGGCCGAGUGGCGUCUGAUGAGGACCUCAAGCUGUCAGACAUGCUUAGAUACUACAUGCGAGACUCACAGGCAGCCAAGGACCUGCUGUACCGGCGGCUUCGAGCACUGGCUGACUAUGAGAAUGCCAACAAGGCCCUGGACAAGGCACGCACUAGGAACCGGGAGGUUCGGACUGCUGAGAGCCACCAGCAACAGUGCUGCCAACGCUUCGAACGCCUCUCUGACUCAGCCAAGCAGGGUAAGCCCCAUGGCCCCAGAGACCCUGCCACUGGGCUGCCUACCCUGCCGGGGCCCCCAUUUCUCCUCCCUCCCCUCCAGAGCUCAUGGAUUUCAAGUCCCGCCGGGUCUCCUCCUUCCGCAAGAACCUCAUAGAGUUGGCAGAGCUGGAGCUCAAACAUGCCAAGGGAAGUGGGACCCAAGACACUUGGGUCUGAAGUCCUGGGCUCCACCUGGCUUGGCCCCACCCUGGACUCGUCACAUCUACAGAAGGCCAAAGGCUCACUGGCUUCUGACUCACAGCAGCCACUGGACCCGGCCCUCAUAAAUGAGUCAGCCAUCCAUGAAAGAAGGCAGAGAAAAACCAGAGAGAACCUUGAAGACCGAACAGCUCAAGAAGCGCUUUGUAACUUGCAAUCUCACAACCCACACUAGGCAGGCCUGAGCAUGGGGCUGGAGAAUAGGUCUCACUGCCCAGCUGCCCACCCGAGUAAGAGGCUACAGGAGAAAGAGUUCAGGCACAAAGCCCCUUCUGACCAAAGGGCUCCUGCAGCUGGCAGGACACAAACCCCAGUUCAGCUAACUCCCCAGCGGUCAGUUUGGGCCCAACUGUGGUACCACCUAUGAGUGACCACUGUCAGAGGAGGCUCAGCCAGUCGCUGGGGCCAAAUUAAGGGGGUGGAUGGAAGCUGGGUAUAGAGAAGACAUGCUGUUCAUUACCUCAGCAUACCUUCCCCUGCAAGGUCCCCUGGGCCCCAACCCUGAAACAAACAUCCCAUUAGUGAGCCUUUUUAUUGUUGUGUGUGUGGUUUUUUUUUGUUUUGUUUUGUUUUAAUUGAAGGUCCCUUACUGGUCCUGCUUCCAUGGGUGGCCAAGACCAGGGGAAAAAGGCAGGGGAACCAGGCGGCGCAAGGAGGGGUCAUCUCCACAACAUUCCAUUUAUA